UUUCCGGAGGCGGUCAGCUGACUCCGGAGCGUCCUGUCCCGCUGUCCCCGUAGUUCAAGAACGUCUUUGGCUCUUUUCCGCGGAGCACCGACUCGGACCGAGCCUGAACUGACCCGGACCUAUCCCGAGCCGGACUGAGCCAUGCCGUCGCUGCUGUUCUGCGGGCCUAAGAUGGCGGCCUGCGGGAUCGUGAUCAGCAUCUGGGGGGUUAUAAUGCUGGCGAUGCUCGGGAUCUUUUUCAGCGCCAAAUCUGCCAUUCUGAUCGAAGACGUGCCCUUCACUGAGGAAGACAUCCGCGACGAUCGGGAGCCUCCUCAGAACAUUUACCGGCUGUACUCGCAGGUGGCCAUCAACUGCUUCAUCGCGGCGGGGAUCUACGUGGCGGUCGGAGCCGUGUCUCUGUGUCAGGUGCGCUUGAACAAGCGUCAGGAGUACAUGGUGACAUAAACAAUCACGACCUCUGACCUCUCCACGGCCCCAGCACUGACCCCUGAGCGCCACCGACCUGACCACGCGCCGCCAUUUUGAUUUGAGUCUUAUCCACUGUCACAUUCUUAGUCCUGAUAUGAGGAGGUCAUAUUUUACGGCUGGAAUAAUUCAUCAUAUCGUGUUUAUAACGACCUGUGCUGGCUCCUGAUUGGUCUGUGUUUCCAGAGCUGGGUCCUGAUUGGUUGGUGUGUUCUGUGCUGGCUUCUGAUUGGUUGUGUGUUGAAAGUGAUUAUUUAUUGUUUAAGUGUCGUGUCAUUCCAAACUGUAAUUUUCUGUUUUUAUUCAGAGGUUGAGGUGAAAUGGUGAAAUGUAAUAAAGUCUGUGAUUGAAACAAA
Messenger RNA from Periophthalmus magnuspinnatus, 824 nucleotides. RefSeq names its product ribonuclease, RNase K b (gene rnasekb). The record is from RefSeq and is a predicted model, not a curated record. Gene Ontology annotation, molecular function: RNA endonuclease activity. The coding region runs from base 142 to 447 and encodes 101 amino acids. NCBI's taxonomy places the organism in Eukaryota, Metazoa, Chordata, Actinopteri, Gobiiformes, Gobiidae. The transcript is spliced from 4 exons.